GGAGGCGGGCUCCAUGGAAACGGCAGACCGGCGUGCUAGCACAGAGAGUAGCACGGUUAGCUAGCUGUAAUCCUGGAUGUGGAUGAACAUCGAUGUUCGCUGACUCUGUUUAUUUCACCGCUUCUCUGUGAAGAUGAGUCGGACUCCGGAUGCGAGAGCGAGGGACAACCAGACAAGACAGAUCCAGGAGAACAUCACCAAUGUGGAGAAACAUUUUGGAGAGAUGUGCCAGCUGUUUGCUGGUUACGUGCGUAAAACAGCCAGGCUACGUGACAAGGCCGACCUUCUGGUUCGUGAAAUCGGCCUGUACGCAGACACUGGAACACCAAAUCUGAAGAGGGGUAUGAAGCAGUACGCUGACCACCUGGCCAAGAUUCAAGACUACCGCCAAGCUGAGGUGGAAAGACUUGAAGCCAAAGUCAUAGAGCCAUUAAAGAGUUACGGAGCUGUUGUGAAACGUAAAAGGGAGGAUCUGAAGACGACUCAAAGUGCCAGAGACAGAGAAGCCAAACAGAUGGCUCAGCUCGAGAGGACCAGACAGAGGAACCCCUCAGACAGACAGAUCAUUUCUCAGGCUGAAAGUGAGCUCCAGAGAGCCACCAUGGACGCCACGCGGACAACCAGGCAGCUGGAGGAGACCAUAGAUGAGUUUGAGAAGCAGAAAAUCCGGGACAUUAAGAAAAUAUUUGGCGAGUUUGUGACAGUGGAGAUGUCAUUCCAUGCCAAGGCCUUGGAGGUCUACACCUUGGCCUACCAGAGCAUUCAGAGUGUCGACGAGGAGGAGGACCUGGAGGUGUUCAGGAGCUCACUGCACCCCCCUGACUACCAGUCACGCUUAGACAUAGUGCGAGCAAAUUCCAAAACCUCCCUCGAUCGGACCAGCUCCUUCCUGAGCACGUCAGGAACCUUACAGCAACAAAGAACUUCCAUUCAGCAGACAAGAGAUGAGGAAGAGGAAGAGGACAACGACGAGGAUGAAGAGGAGUCUGAUGAGGACGAAGAGGACUCAGACGAUGAUGAUUAAAUUGUCAUUUUUUGCAUUUUUCAUUACGGAACAAAAGGGAUAUCAAAUCAUGUACCAACUGAAAAAGCUGUCAUUGCCAAAAUCCCCUGUCGCAGGUGGUCUGAGCAGUAUUGUAGUGGUGUUGUGUUAUAGCUGUGUGAUGCUCUGUAAGAGAGCACGUUGUUCUUUCCAGCCAGUUUUUGUCCUCGCUAUAUUUUUAUAUCUCACACAUUAACAAACCGUGCAUUAUAUAGUCACGCAUCUUUAUAAAUAAAAGAAAUUCAGUUUGUUA
This is a messenger RNA of Paralichthys olivaceus (Japanese flounder), 1295 nucleotides long. The record is from RefSeq and is a predicted model, not a curated record. Lineage: Eukaryota; Metazoa; Chordata; Actinopteri; Pleuronectiformes; Paralichthyidae.